GUAUUUCGGGUGUACAGUCAUAAGUCGGACUCGGAGGAGCCAGGAAGUAACUGUGAGCCAUGCCGCGCCACGGAUAAAGUAAAAGCGAGCGCGCGCCUUGUCGUCAGCAGCCCGUGAUCUCACACACGCACACACACACACACACACGCACGGGGAGGGAGAAUACUAGCCGACUACGAAAUCGUGCCAAAUGUAUCGUAGUGACGGACACUGAGACCCCACAGGAGCUCGGGAACGCUAGAAAUUCCUGUCGCAAAAUAACGCAAAUAUUAAAGCGGGGCAUCGACGCAUACCCUUCAUCCUGCGAAGAAGCAAAAAGACGGAAGGAAACUCGAGCGGGAUUUUCGCGGGGAGUUUCGAAGCGACUGUUUCUCUUGCACUGUAAAAGACACAAAAUCGGCAAAAUAGAGCACAUAACGUUCAAGAUGCCUCGGGUGGUCCCGGAUCAGAGGAGCAAGUUCGAGAACGAGGAGUUCUUCAGGAAGCUGAGCCGCGAGUGCGAGAUUAAAUACACCGGUUUCCGAGACCGACCCCAUGAGGAGAGACAAGCCCGCUUUCAGAACGCCUGCCGGGACGGCCGCUCAGAAAUAGCUUUUGUGGCGACCGGCACCAAUCUCUCGCUGCAGUUCUUCCCCGCCAACCUGCAUGGCGAGCAAAGACAGAUGCCCAGCCGAGAGUAUGUGGACUUCGAGAGAGAGACAGGAAAGGUGUACCUGAAGGCCCCUAUGAUCUUAAAUGGAGUGUGUGUGAUAUGGAGAGGCUGGAUUGACCUGCAGCGUCUGGAUGGGAUGGGCUGUUUGGAAUAUGAUGAUGAACGAGCACAGCAUGAGGAUGCUCUUGCUCAGGCUGCCUUUGAGGAGGCUCGCAGGAGGACUCGUGAUUUUGAGGACAGGGAUCGUUCACACCGCGAGGACCUAGAGCCCAGGCGACAGCAGGACCCCAGCCCUGGCUCCAACAUGGGCAACGCUGACGAUCACAAGAUGCGCUAACGGCAAUCAACAAUCCAGUGGGCAGGGAAAGGGUGACACCAUCUCUAUCACCAUAACAAUCUCACAACUCCAUUGCCCCGAAUCAUUACACAAGAGACCAAAGUCCACAUGUGGGGGGGUGGGGGAGGGUUUCAUCGCACUCCCUUGCUAAAACAUUUUGACAAGAUGUAUGUCGGGCUGGUAUUAACCUGGUUCUGGGGGAUACGUCGUAUUUAAUUAUUUUUCCCCUCCCCACCCUACCCCCCACCCCGUUCCUUCUUGGGGUUUUGCACUAUAUGAUACUUUCAAAUAACUUCCCACGUUGCCUUCCAGUAAGUGUUCCUACCUACAUUUUCUUUCAUCCCCCUAUGCAAGCUAUCUUAUUUUUAUUUUUGGCACUAUUGUAAUGAAACGGCAUUCUUAUUGUUUUUAUUCAUAUUUGUUUGUGUGAAAGUCAAAAUGUUUACUUUUUGGAUUUUUUUUUUAAUUUUCUAUAUAUAUAAAAUUUGUGUGUCCUUGCGCUUUUGUAGGAGAAACCAUUAAAUCUUGCUUGUUCAAUUUGUGCUAUAAGGUAGUGAAAAAGAGAAAGAAAAAGAAGCUGCUGAUCUUGUUGACAAGGAAGGCUUAUCAUUUUGUCAUCAUCCCCCAUGCUCUCGGCAUCUUCCAGUCUUUUCUCGUUAGCGUACAUCAGAACACGCUUUGAAAGCAGCAGGAAGCGCAUAUUAAGGUCAACCAGCUCAUAUUGGCUUCCACCUUAUAUUAUUCCAUUCGGUCAUGUUUUUCCUGUUUGUACCAGUUCACAAUCUUUUUUUUUCUACGCCUUGAGAGAAAAUGUAGGCGAGCUUUCCCUCCUACCGGCGCUGCUUGUUUGAACUCACUCCACAAAACUUGAUCAAAAUACGCAACGUAAGUUUUUAUAAGUGAAAUCACAACAUGAUGAAAUAUUUCAAGACAGCUAAAUAUCACAUGUACGUUUGCUCGGCUAUCUUCAGGAUUUUGGUCCUUUGGGUUUCUGGAGCGCUUGAUAAAAGAAUACAGGGUGAAGGAGUUACUCAAGUAAGAUGAAGAUUGGUGUCAGUAGUAAGACGAGAAAGUUACUCAAAGCUGAAAAUUGAGCCGAGACACAGGACAAGUUGAUUUUUUUUCCCAAAGAUUUUAUAUAUAUCAAUAUCCGUAGAAAAGAAAAUCACUUCAAAUCAUGUUGUAUUUGAGUUCUGAGUAUCUGUAGUGUGUUAAACAGCUGUUGUAGCGAAUUAUGUGUCAGUAUGUUGAUGCUUUUCACCAAAAUGUUCAUAUCGAGGCAUUUAUAAGUUAGUGCUCUUAGGUGAUCUUCCCAAAAUCAAUGUAGCCUUAAAGAACACACUAAGCAAAACUUAGUGGCCAUCAUGAAUACUGCUUUAUAAAGGACUGAGAGAUGCAGGCUCUGUGUGCUACGGCAAAAAUGCGUCCACUGUAGCGUCCGACGCGCCACGCUUGAUUCUGUUUCAUGUUUUAUUUCUACUCUGUGUCGUCAGCCAUGCCACUCAUGAUGUAAUUUAUUACUAAAUUAUUAAUAUUACUUCGAUUACAUUUAAGGAUCAGAGCUAUGAGUAAGAGGUGGCUUAAAAGUAAUCUAAGUAAACUUUGGAACAAUGUUAUCACAACACAUGGGAAAAAAUCGUGUUAUAAAGGAUUUGCACCAUCACGUGACCCCCAUAGCAAUGGUGACUACGCCA
Messenger RNA from Neoarius graeffei (lesser salmon catfish), 2683 nucleotides. RefSeq names its product core-binding factor subunit beta (gene cbfb). The record is from RefSeq and is a predicted model, not a curated record. The transcript is spliced from 6 exons. Gene Ontology annotation, biological process: regulation of transcription by RNA polymerase II. Gene Ontology annotation, cellular component: core-binding factor complex; nucleus. The coding region runs from base 426 to 989 and encodes 187 amino acids. Lineage: Eukaryota; Metazoa; Chordata; Actinopteri; Siluriformes; Ariidae. Gene Ontology annotation, molecular function: sequence-specific DNA binding; transcription coactivator activity.